Molecule: messenger RNA, 732 nt
Organism: Aspergillus piperis CBS 112811
Lineage: Eukaryota; Fungi; Ascomycota; Eurotiomycetes; Eurotiales; Aspergillaceae
Exons: 2
Coding region: 44-565 (173 amino acids)
Source: RefSeq, a predicted model, not a curated record
GCCUUAAGUAGGGUAGCAACUCACAUUGAAUAAAUCUUUAUGCAUGUGUACAGGACUGACCCAAUAUGUCCUACUCUAUUUACGUACAUCUUUCCCUAAUUUCAGUCGCAUCUCCUAUCAUAGCAAUACCGAGUCAGCAGCUUUUCGUGAACGAUCAAGCCUAUCAAAGCCUAUUGUAAACCUCAGUUUGGCAAUCGGACUACAUGUUGUAGCAACACGGUCAACCCUGCCCUAUACCGGAUCAUCAGAUAUAUUUCAAUGUUGGCGCCAUUCCCGCUGCCUACCCCGUAGGCAGAAAUAUACCCCGGCCACUCGAGACGCAAAGAGAUCCAGGCUCACAGAGCACUGCAGUAGUAGGUACAUCAUCGGUUUGUCUUCGAAAGCUUGUGCUAUUCCACAAGUUCACGCAUGCAGACUGCCCUUCAAACAGUGGCGUUGGAUCAACGUCUGUGCACACAUCAAACGGAGCAUGCUACUGGUAGCUGCAGAAUCGACUAAGGCAAGCUGCGCAAUCACUCAAUCAUCCAGAUAUCGCUGUCUGACAGGGUGUUCGCGACUUGUUUGAACCUCUCAUCAGCGCUAGUUGUCUCCUGUCUCUCUGCACAGGGGUAAGAUGGUCAGCGUGACUAAGCUUCCUCCGGGACGCCUUCUUGUUUGAUCUGUCUUUCGACACUCCCCCGCCUCUUACCUCUCGGAUUUCAUACUAGAGGGCCCUUGGGCUCAACUACAUCU